This is a messenger RNA of Exophiala aquamarina CBS 119918, 1341 nucleotides long. RefSeq lists its product as uncharacterized. The coding region runs from base 1 to 1341 and encodes 446 amino acids. Lineage: Eukaryota; Fungi; Ascomycota; Eurotiomycetes; Chaetothyriales; Herpotrichiellaceae. Gene Ontology annotation, molecular function: O-methyltransferase activity. The transcript is spliced from 6 exons. The record is from RefSeq and is a predicted model, not a curated record.
AUGUCACUACUUGCGUGCUUGGGAGAUACCAUCUCACAUAACCUGCGUCAGCUAGACGAGCAAUUGUCACCAUCACACGGUGACUCACCCCAUCUAUGGGAUCCCACGCCAUAUGGUAGACUGGAUGACACGGACAGACUUCCCUCGCAAGACGCUUUUCGCCUGAUCGACAAAAUUCGAAUUGAUCUAAAAGCUGUCGAGGCCUUGAUCACGCCUACACACUUCAGAUUGGUCGAGUUGGGCCUCCUGCCAUACAAAGUAGCUGCUUUGAACACUGUUGUAUCUUUGAAUGUGGCCGAUACGCUCACUGAGCUUGGUGGAGUGGCAUCUCUAUACGAUCUCGCCCUCAAGCUUAAUACCAACGAACAUAAAUUAGGAAGGAUCAUGCGUGUACUGACAGGAGAGUUUAUUUUCCAAGAAGUGUCGAAAGGUGUCUUUAAGCACUCGCGACAUAGUAUAGGCCUUACCAGAUCCUUAGGAGCCCGCUCCUUUAUGUCAUUCAUUACUGAUCUGGGAAUGAGGUCUGCCCUUGGUAUUCCGAGCAAUGUGUCUCAGUCAGAAACUAAAGAUAGCUUCACGGAAAGGACGGCCCCAUUCGUAGGAGAAGUGUCCAAGGACGGCAAGACAUUCUUGGAAUAUUUCUCGGAUCCGGGUAAUCCAGAAAUGGUCACUUUAGCUAACGAUGGUAUUGUUGGUUGGCUAAAUAAACUAACACGAAGGGCGCUUCUCACAGACUAUCCUUGGUGGGAACUUGGGGAAGCUACAGUCAUUGACGUUGGCUGUGGACCAGGAGACAGCGGCAUUGACGUGAUGAAGAAGUACCCUGAUCUUGGUUGGGUGUUCCAGGAUUUUGAAGCCGUUCUCGAGAAUGUCAAAAGGGCAAUUCCAGAUGAAUUGGGCUCCAGGGAGAGAGGAGGCAGAAUACUUUUCGUCGAGCAAGACUAUUUCAAGCCGAAUAUCAGCAAGGGUGAUGUCUGGUAUCUCAGAGGUGUUCUCCACGAAUACGAUGACGACGACGUACUUAGAAUUUUAUCAAACUUGGCAACUGCUAUGCGUCAGACAGCCGGAUCUAGGAUGAUCAUCAACGAAGUCUUCGUCGCAAGCCCUGUUAUCGCGCCUGCUUCUUCGACAUUUGCUCCAUCGGAACAUAUUCCUGAGAGGCAGUCCGCUCUUGCGGACAUGGCUAAUGCAAUGACAUGGAGCACAUUUUCGCUGUUUGGGGGAAAAGAGAGGUCAUAUCAAGAAUAUGAAAAGUUAUUGAGUCAGGCAGGAUAUAGAGUGCGUCGAUUCUUCAGGUUAAGGACCUUUACGGUUAUGCUAGAGUGCGAGCUUGUUCAGUGA